AAAUUUGUCACCACUUCAUAUCUAACACGACUGCUUCUCAUCGCCUCAAGCUGCGAUGUGAUAGAGAAAAAGCUGCUUGGUAUUUACCAAAUUUUUGCUUCUUCCUGCUCAAUCCUUCCUCUUCCUACCUAAAACCAGAGUGGCCCUUGUAACUACCGGCUGAGUUGCGCGGGCAACAUUACUACAAUACUGAAGAGGUUCUGGCCGGCAAUACGCCCCUUUAAAUCAUCUCUAGGUUUUAUUACCUAAUUGUCGACCAUUUUGAUCGAGAACUGGGAGCUAUGGCAUCUGUACUUCCCCACGACGAAGAGUCGCCGCUGGUUGCCGCUGUUGAAAAUUUGCCGAUUCAAACUCCCAAGAACCACACGAGGGAUAUUCAUAUCUUGAGCGUGGCAUUUCUGUUGAUCUUCCUCGCCUUUGGAGCUGCCCAGAACCUACAGAGUACUGUGAACACUGAGCAGGACUUGGGUACAACUUCGCUCGGUGUAUUAUACACGUCUUUCACUUUUUUCAGUCUGGUUGCUUCUCUCGUGGUUCGGAUGCUCGGGUCAAAGAACGCUUUGGUUAUUGGGACAAGUGGUUAUGUGUUGUACGUCGCUGCGAACUUGAAGCCAAAUUGGUAUACAAUGAUUCCAGCCUCUUUGUAUCUUGGAUUUAGUGCUUCAAUUAUAUGGGUUGGAGAGGGAACGUAUCUUACUUUAGCUGCACGUAGUCAUGCCAGAGCUUACAACUUGCAUGAGGGAGCAGUGAUUGGUGACUUCAAUGGGGAAUUCUGGGCAAUGUUUGCUCUCCACCAGUUUGUUGGAAAUCUCAUUACAUUUUCUUUGCUAAGAGAUGGACAGGGAGGAAGUACAAAAGGCACAACGUUAUUGUUCAUUGUGUUCCUUUGCAUUAUGGCCUUAGGUGUGGUACUUAUGUGCUUACUGAGUCGGACCGGUAAUAAAAAGGAAGAAGGGCAGCUACCAGACGCUGAUGUUGGUGUCCUUUCAUCCUUAAAGUCUUUAUCUAAAUCACUUGCCAUUUCAAUUUCUGAUGUGAGAAUGUUGUUGAUCAUUCCCCUCAUUGCAUAUUCAGGACUACAACAAGCAUUUGUGUGGGCUGAAUUUACUAAGUAUGUUGUAACUCCAGCACUUGGCAUUUCUGGUGUCGGUAGUGCAAUGGCAGCAUAUGGGGCUUUUGAUGGAAUGUGCUCUCUGGCUGCUGGUCGACUUACCUCUGGUCUCACAUCUAUUACAUCAAUUGUUUCUGUUGGAGCUUUUGUUCAGGCAGUGGCUGUUGUCCUGCUUCUGCUAAAUUUGAGGAUAAGCAGCGGGUUCCUGAGUACACUGUACCCACUUUUCUUGGCUGCUUUAUUGGGCAUUGGUGAUGGAGUUUUGAAUACGCAGCUCAGUGCUCUGCUUGGAAUGCUAUUUAAGCAUGACACGGAAGGAGCAUUUGCACAGCUAAAGAUAUGGCAAUGUGCUACAAUUGCUAUCGUGUUCUUUCUAAGCCCUCACAUCUCCUUCCAGGCAGUGCUUGUGAUUAUGCUUGCUUCGCUAAUCUUCUCAUUCGGCUGUUUUCUAUUGGUGACUCUCAAAAUAGCGAAGACAUCUUCCUCUUCCACAGAGUGAAUAAAAUGUCUGCUACAACUCCGAGCGUAAUAGAUCGUCUCAUAUUGUCGUACCUGUGUGCCUGUAAAAUAUAUGACAAUCUUUAUUACAUUUUUCCUUUUGGUGACAUAGCCACAUAAUGUGACUCUAUUUUCUUAAAAAUUACACAUUUUUUCUACAUUACACUGAGUACAAGAAAUGAGCUGCAUUAAUAUCA
Messenger RNA from Neltuma alba, 1806 nucleotides. Its product is annotated as UNC93-like protein 3. Bases 282 to 1610 code for a protein of 442 amino acids. Lineage: Eukaryota; Viridiplantae; Streptophyta; Magnoliopsida; Fabales; Fabaceae. The record is from RefSeq and is a predicted model, not a curated record. Gene Ontology annotation, biological process: potassium ion homeostasis. The transcript has 12 exons.